Rhipicephalus microplus (southern cattle tick) is the source of this 2247-nucleotide messenger RNA. RefSeq names its product nose resistant to fluoxetine protein 6. NCBI's taxonomy places the organism in Eukaryota, Metazoa, Arthropoda, Arachnida, Ixodida, Ixodidae. The record is from RefSeq and is a predicted model, not a curated record. Gene Ontology annotation, molecular function: acyltransferase activity, transferring groups other than amino-acyl groups.
AUGACAACCAGCUUUGGGACUGUGCUCCACAAGAUAUUUCCCCUCAUGGUGAGGGCCAGCUCGGAAGUGGAAAUCGGGCCUGAAUGCAUGGCCAGCUACUUCAAGCUCUUCCUCGGGCUCCGAAAACUCAAGGGCUGGGCUGUCAGACUGGUGGACGCGUCGGGCAAGCCAGCCGACGGCCUCCUGGAGGGCACAAUGGCAUUCAUUGGCGCCUUCGACGAGUGCCUGGAUACGGUCGUCUGGGACGAGCACGACAGCUCGAGGCUCAUCUUCCAAGGCCGCUACUGCACCGCUCAAGUGGCGCCCAAGUUCACGCUGAGAGACCUAUUCCACAACGAGUCCCAGGCCCACAAGGAGCUGGCUACGUACCUACCGAAGAAGGCUAUGCUGAAAAAUGCACUACGAAUUCCGGGAAACCUCGUGAUGUUCCGGGUCGGCCUCUGCGUCCCUUCAACAUGCUCGAAGGAUGACAUUGAACGAAUGGUAAAAUACACCGUGAAACACAUGGACAUGAAAGCCGAGGUGACCGAAUGCUUACAGAGGGAGAAAAAUAAGUCACUGUCUGUCAUUCAAAUCACUGUCAUCACGUUACUUGCAGCUUUCCUGUCGCUGACGAUCAUAGGCACCGUUACGGACAUCACAAUCAAGGAGCGACGUCAUCCCAAGGCACCAGCCUCCGAGAAACAUGGAAGACCCCUAGAGGCACUGUUGUGCUUCUCGGCGUACACCAACGCGCGCCAGCUUUUCGCACCAGAGGACAAGCCGGACAGUCUUCGGGUGCUUCAUGGCAUCCGCUUUCUCUCCAUGACGUGGAUCAUCUUCGGCCACAGCUACUUCUUCAUCGAGCACGUGCAGCCCUUCCGCGGAUUGUUCAAUGGCCACGAGAUGUACUCGGACAAUUUCUUCUUCUCCGGCAUCAUAAAUUUCACGCUGGCCGUAGACUCGUUCUUUUUCAUCAGCGGAUUGCUGGUCGUUUACACCAACUGGAAAGAGCUCACGGAGUCUAACGGUCGCCUCAACGUAAUCAGGUUCCUGUUCAACAAAUACUGGAGGAUGAUGCCACCACUUCUUCUGUCCCUGGGUCUGCUGUUUCUGAUGCCUGUACUGGGAGACGGCCCUUUCUGGAACGACAUCAUGGGUACCGAAAUCAAGCUCUGCGAGAAGUCCUGGUGGUCAAAUCUUUUGCUCAUCAACAACUUCUGGGAUUCCAAGGAGAUGUGUCUUGUUGCCACGUGGUACCUGGCGUGCAACUUCCAGUUCUUCAUCAUUUCUAUUUUCAUAUUAAUACCAUUGUACAAUUGGCCCAUUGUGGGGUUGACUGCCACAUUCUUGCUGCUGCUGGCCGGGAGCAUCGUAUCCGGUGUGAUCACAUUCAUGGCCGAUCUUCCUCCGGGGCUUAUUUUCUACCCAGACCUCGACACUGUGUCUAACCUGGUGACCUACGUGUACCACAAGCCUUACAACCACAUUGGCUCCUACUGUGUCGGCGUAUUUCUGGGAUACGUCAUUGUACGACAUCGAGACAUCAAAGUCAAGCCGCUCACGCAGGUGAUUGGAUGGUGCACAUCAUUCUCUGUGGGCGUGGCAGUGCUGUGGGCGGCUUACCGAUGGAAUGCCGAGUUGCCCAGCACCCCAGUGGCCGCGCUGUACGCCGCCACGCACCGCGUCGCCUGGUGCGUCGCGCUCGCCUGGUUGACGUUCGCCUGCGUAGCCGGACAUGGAGGUUUCCUGGAAUCCCUGCUGUCGUGGAAGCCGUUCAACGCACUGGGGAACCUGGCCUUCAUGGCGUACCUUAUGCAUCCGCUGGUCAUUCUCUACCACUCCAGCAGGACCAGAGACCUCAUCUAUUACAGUCAGUACGAGAAGGUGUACGCUUUCUGCGGCCACUUCCUCAUCACGCUGGUGCUGUCAACGUUCUUCUACGUCAUCGUGGAGAUGCCGUUCACGCGGGUAGGAGCGAUGCUGCUCCGGACGCGCCUCUUCCGCAAGCCUUCGCGGCGCUCGGGCGCCGUUGGCGGUGGCGGGACCGAGAGCGGCGCGGGAGCGCGGAAGCCGUCCAGACCGGCCUCGGCCAUCGUGGCCGACAUCGCUCGCGGCGUGACGCCGUUGGCCUUCAUCAAGGCCAGGGCCCACGGCACCGCGAGGCGCAGCGGUUCCACGCAAACCGGCGAGCUGAGUGCCAGUACCGACUGCGGCAGGCCCACCAACGGACGCUUCCGGAAGACCGGAGACUCGAGCCACCUAUGA